Botrytis deweyae is the source of this 1341-nucleotide messenger RNA. RefSeq lists its product as uncharacterized. The transcript is spliced from 2 exons. NCBI's taxonomy places the organism in Eukaryota, Fungi, Ascomycota, Leotiomycetes, Helotiales, Sclerotiniaceae. The record is from RefSeq and is a predicted model, not a curated record. Gene Ontology annotation, molecular function: oxidoreductase activity; NADP binding; NAD binding. The coding region runs from base 1 to 1341 and encodes 446 amino acids.
AUGCCUUCAUUUGAUGAGCCAGUCGUGGCCUUUAUCGGCCUUGGAGCUAUGGGGAUGGGCAUGGCUACGAAUCUCCUCAAAACAUUCUCUGUCACUGGCUUCGAUGUCUACGAACCCACGCUCGAGAAAUUCAGAUCCGCGGGCGGAAACACGGCUACCACGCCUCGAUCUGCCGUCGCCAAUGCAAGAUACGUCGUGAUCAUGGUAGCGACAGCUGCGCAAACGCUGUCGGUUCUUUUUGACGAUGUCACUGGAGCUAUCCACGAAUUACAACCGAAUGCUACGAUCAUACUAAGCUCCACCGCUUUCCCCGCACACGUACCGGAAGUCAGAGAAUUACUCGACAAUAAAUACAACAGGAAAGAUGUGGAAUUGGUGGAUGCACCUGUGUCUGGAGGUACGGGUCGAGCAGCUCUGGGUACGCUUGUGGUUCUCGCUUCUGGGCCGGAGAAAUCGCUGGCAGCCGCGAAACCGGUAUUGAACGCCAUGGCAGACCCAUUACAUAUAAUCCCUGGUGGUUUGGGGGCGGGUACCAAGGUUAAAAUGGUACAUCAAGCUCUCGCAGGUAUACACAUGAUUAUGGCAUCAGAAGCAAUGGGAUUUGCUGCAUUCUUGGGUCUUAACACCAAGCAGGCUUUUGACUAUCUAGUUAAAUCAUCUGGUGAAAGCUGGAUGUUAGGAAAUAGAGUGCCGCAUAUGUUGGAGAAUAAUCUCCAUCCGUUUUCGGCCUUAAACAUUAUCGUUAAAGAUAUGGGUAUCGUGACAGCCGAUGGCUGUAGAGUCAAAUGUCCAUUGUUCUUGUGCUCUGCAGCUGAGCAAGUAUUGGCGUCCGGCGUACGCUCCGGGUUUGGUCUAGACGAUGAUUCUGGCCUCGUCAGAGCUUAUACCCCCACCCGACCAAGUCUUGUCUUCGAACAGACUACAAUCUUUACUACAAGUGCGGAUGACCCGAGAUUGAAGCUAGUUGAAGAUAUACUAGCAGGCGUACAUUUAGUCGCAGCAGUAGAAGCAAUGGCUUUUGGUCAAGCUAUAGGUCUAGACACCGGGAUGCUAUACGAUGUAGUAAGAGGGGCGGCUGGAGCAAGCGCCAUGUUCGUGGAUAGAGUGCCAGCUUUGUUAAGUGGAAAGUGUGCCUCGAAUUCCUCUAUUGAUGAUGUUAUUGCUCGUCUAAACAAAGCAAUCGAGGAAGCAAGCCGUCUGAGAUACCCGUUACAUCUCACAGCCACAGCGCUACAGAUAUUACAAUUGGCGAGAACUCGAGGUUCUGGUAAUGAGCCUGAUGUAGCAGCUGUGAGAGUAUGGGAUGGUAUCGUCACAUUUCCCAUACCUGGCUUUGCAUGA